AUGGAUCGAAGAAACAUCGAACUGAAGAAAAAACAAUUGUUAGAAAAAAGGGCUGCCAAAAAAAAAGAAAUACAAAAACGAAAAGAAGAGUUACAAUCAAAUGCUGGUUUACAAAGUCAAUUUUUUGAUCAGUUAAUUGCCCGUGUACAACAACCAACAUUUUUAACUUCUACUGUUGAUAUGAAUUUAGUUAGUUGUUAUGUUGAAAUAUUAAAAGAUACUAAAGAGCUUAACAAAGUUCAAUAUGAAUUCUUAGCACCUUUUUUACCAGUAAUUUCAUGGCAACUAGCACAUGUAGAUUUAUCAUGGAGUUUAACACAACCACAAAAUAAUUAUCAACAAUUAGAACAUAUUACAACAGAAAUUUUACGAUAUUCAUGUAAGAUUAUUAAAUCAAUUAAUUCAGGUAAAAUAAAAGAAAAUCUUAAUGAUGGGAUUAAUAAUUAUUAUAUCUUUAAACAAAUUCAAGUUGCUGUUAGUAUAUUAUGUGGUUAUUCAGAAGACUUUUCAUAUAUUGAAGUUAUGAAAUUAUUUACUGAUCAUCAAAAUAUUUGUUAUCCAUUAUUUGCUGUUUCUCAAGAAACUACUGAUAUUAUGCAAAUAGCUGUUGAGGGUGUUCUUCAUGAAACAAUUCCUGUUGCUAUGAAAGCAAGAAUUCCAGAUGCAUUACCACAAAUGAACACAAUUUCAUUAAAAAGUCUUCUUCAUGGGGCUGUAGCCUCAGGAGAUAUAAUGAGUAAAAGUGAAAUGGAAGAAAAAGGAAAAAACGUAUUUGGUAAAUUAGUUGAAGAAAAUCAAACAAUUUUUAAUUGGGAAUUAUUAUCAAUUGGAGCUAUUCUUCAAUAUUGUCAGAUGAUUCUUGAACAAGUAGAUAUGAAUAUAGAACAUGUUGAUGAGGUUAUUCAUGAACAACGAGUUGGAAGGUCAUUGAGAUUAGUAAGAAGUGUAUUAAAUUUCAUUAGAAAAUUUGAAACAAUUGAACCCACUUGUGUUGGUGAUAUUGUUACAUUAGCAAAUGUAUUAGUAACAAUGCACGAACAUUUAUGUCAAACAACUAUUUCAUGUCACACAUAUUGUGAUUAUCUUUGUGAAUGUUUAUUUAAUCUAUCACUUAUUUUAAAAGAACAUAUUGGUAAUCCUGUUGUCUAUGUAAAUUUAGAAGCAUAUAUUGCUGCACGUUUAUUUGGAUCUUUAUUUUCUAAAGACCAAACACUAACUCGAAUUAUUGAAAUGGUUCAAAACAAAGAUGAAAUACCACUCCCUUGUUUACAUUCAACAGCACUAGCACUUACUUUUUCUAGAGAUAUUUUCUCUCGUCUUCAAUCUAAUUUGACUACUGUUGUUGAUGUAUCAAGUUAUAAAAAUUAUUCAAGGAUUAGUUGUCAACUUGAGGUUUAUACAUACAAAUUUGAUGCUUUUGCUGUUCAGACGUUUGAAUAUUUAACAGAAUUAAUUCUUUCACCAAAUGGAGUAUUUUUGGAUACUUUAUUUUCACUAUUAUUAACUUCAUUUAUUGGUAUUGGUUAUGAAGAAGCUAAAGAAAAAAUUCGAUUAAUGAAAUUUGAUCGAGAUGAGACAAUGAAAACAUAUCAAAAAUAUGAUGUAGAUUAUGAAUUAACUCGUAUUGUUCCAUUAUAUCUUGCUGUUCAUAUCUUUGCUGAAUCCCCUUGUAAAGCAUUAAGAGUAUAUGUCAAACAAUAUUUUUCAAGACAACAUAUGGAUUCACUAUGGAUGAUUAUUAUUGCACAAUCACCAAGAGUUUCAUUAAAUAAUGAUAAUAAACCACCAUUUGGACCAUUAAUAUCUGAUGCAGAAUCAAUCACCAAUUUGCGUGUAUUGUUGAAACAGUUAGUUAAUAACAGACAUAUCACAGAUACAAAUCUUCAAAUUCUUCUUGAAAAAAGAAGAGAUAAUUAUCCUUUAGUUGUUCCAGUUGAACUUGCUGUCUUUACUGCUCGUUUAUGGAUUCACAGAAUAAGUUAUACUAACAUUAUUGAAGGAAAAGAUGAUCCUGUUGCUUUAAAAGAAUGGGAUGUUUUUCUUAAUGCAUUAGAACGAUUAAUUGCUUCAACCGAUGAGUGGAAAGGAGAAGAGUGUAUUGGUUAUGAAACAGUAUGUAUGAUGUUGUUUAUCUUUCAUAAUUUAAGUAGAGUAUCAAGAAUUACUUAUAUGAGAAAAUUAUUUAAAAUGCUCCAAAACAUACCACCAAAAUUAACUGCAAAAGGAAUUGUUGGAUUGACAAGAGCACUGUUAAUACUUGAUUAUAUGUUAAGAUAUCACAAUGACUUUUCUGCAGAUUUGUUAAAUGAAAUUAAAAAUGCAUUGUUAUCAAGAUCAUUCGAAGAACAUGGAGAUUUAGUACAUGACACUUGUAUUAUUCCUGCUUUUAUUGAAAAAUUAAAUUAUUCUGAUGCACUAGCAUCAUUUGCAGUAGAAACACAUGACAACAUUCCACCACCUAAUGGAUAUAUUAGAUUUUAUGGAUUUACUAAAUAUUCAAAUUAUGAUAAUUAUCUUAGUGAUUUAAGACUUGGAAUGCAUUAUCCACUUGGUUCAGUUGUUAUGCUCACAAACACUACUGAUUAUUCAAAAACAUAUGAACAUUUAUUAGGGUUAUUAAGAGAUUGUGUUGUUGAACCACCAAAGAAUCCAACACUUCAAAGUGCAACAUUUAUUCUUGGAGAAUACUAUUUUAAUUCAUUGUGGAUGAUUAUGUGCUUAUUACCACCACCUCAAUCAUUCAUUGAUCAAUUCAAAGAUAAACGCCUUUUUGAAAAAUUACCUAUAGGAAAUUUAUUAUUACACUAUGUUAAUUGGAUGACAAAUCUAUGUUAUUUAACUGAUAAACAACGUUCUAAAUUUUAUAAAGAGGUUGAUAUUUCAAGUAUGAGGAUUAAAAAUCAUAUUCAGGCAUUAGUUGAAAUACUUCAAAAGAUUAAAUCUCAACAAGACAGUAACAAAUUAGUUCGUAUCGAUGCUAUUGUAGAAACAAUUAUUCAAUUUAUUACAUGUGCAACAUUAAAUGGUAAAUAUCUUGAUUUGUACCGAACUCAAUUAGCUUUAAGAAAGGAAAAACACGAAGAAGCUCUUAAAGUUGAAAAAUUAACUCAAACAGAAGAAGACAAAAAGAAAUUUGAAAAGGCUAUAAAAGAAAUGAAAGAAGAAGAAGAAAAAAAGAAGUUUGCUAAAGAAGAAAAGAAAAAAGUUCAAAAUGAUUUAAAGAAACUUGCUAAAGAAGAAAAAGAAAUCAGAAAUGAAAGUAUAUUAAAAGGAUUAAAAGGUUUAUUAAAGAAGGAUUUAAAGAGUAAUAAAAAUGAAGAUAUUGCUGUAGAAGCUUUAGAAACAAAAGUACUUGAAAGUGAUGCAAGAAGAAAAAGAAAAUUGUUAAAGAAAAGAGAAGAAUGGUCACAACCCAUUGAUGCACCUGAAAAAUUAAAUGAAGGAGUAAGAGAUAUUAUUUUCAAAUCACCUAAAGAAUUCUUUGAAAUUUGUGGUGCAUUAUUAGAAAAAUAUGUAAAUUGUAUUAAAACUCAACAAUUGGGAGGAAUCAUUGGUCUAGAUAGAGGAAUUAUUGUUGAUACAAUGAGAGGUAAUAAUGUAAAUUGGAAGAAAGAUGCCAUUAUCAAUGUAUUAUUUGAAGGUGUACAACAAGAGUCAUUAAAUAAAUAUAUUAGUUCUAUGGUCUUAACUGAUGAAACAAUUCACUUUAUUACAGACAAAUGGGGGACUAAAUUAUAUUUAUGGGAAGAUGAAUUUUAUCAUCCAUUACAACAUAUUCUUGAUGCCUCAGUCAGUUGUCCUAUUAGGCUAUGUGAUAGGGCUUAUUUUGCUACAGUAUCUUCAACUCAAAAAAUUGUUAAAUCUAUUAUCACUUUAUCAACCUUAAUCUCUAUCCAAGCAAAUGUUAAAAACAACUUUGAAUCUACUUCAUUGAUGAAUACAUUACUGAUGAUUAUUCCUGAUAAAGGAUUUAAAUAUACACAAGAAAGGGCCAUUGAAUUAGCAUUAAGAAUUGGAGGAGAACAAACAUCACCAAUUUUAAUUGAAGAGUCUAAACUAUUCCGAGGAGAUCAAUUCCUAAACUUUAUUCUGCAAAGAGAGAAAGUUGAUGAUGGAACAGUUGGGUGUGUAACUAACUGUUUAGAUGUGAUGGAACAAGCAGUAAAACAAAUCAAACAAAAAGUGAAGAAAGUCGAUUACUAUUUGACUAAGACAAGACAAUUUGGAGAUUCGGAUAUGAAACUAUAUUUAUUAGUUGGUGGUAAAGUAAAAGACAAAGUAGUUUUAAGACGAAUAGAAGAAUAUUUACAAACAUUAAUAGAAGGAGAUGAAGAAAUGAAAAAGAAAUUUUCUAGUGCAAUGAAAGGAUGGAAAAAUCCAGCGUUCGGAGAAUGGUGUAUUCAAAAGAUUAUUGGAACAGAAGAAAACAAGAAAUUUGUUGAAAGUGGUGAGAAAGAAAGUAAUGAGUUAUUUGAUUUCUUUGAAACAGUUAUGGGGAAAGAAGAAACUGUCAAAAAAGAUAUAUUAGAGAAGUUAAUUGAAUCGGUCCCAUUAGUUGUUGAAAGUAAUGGACAAUAUAUCAAGAAAUACUUUAGAACAAUUUUUAAUUAUGUUUCUCAACAAAAAGAAGGAAAGAUCAUUGUUAAUGGUAUCAUGAAAUGGUUUGAAUCUAUUACAAUUGAAAAGGCCAAAUCAUUAAAAGAUUGUGAACCGUUCAGUGAAUUAUUAAGAAUGAUUUAUUAUUUAUUCUGUCAAAUUAAAGAUUCUUCAAGAAGAACUGGUGAUAUGAAUUAUAUUUCAGAAAUUACUCCAAAACCAUUCCAAUGUAGUAAAGAGUUAGUUGGACCAAAACCAUUUUUGCAAAAGAUGUUUUCUGUUGGUGAACAUUCUAAAAAGAAAUAUCUUUGUGUUGAUUGUAGUAAAUAUUGUGUUGAACGAGGAGUUGAUGUAGAUUAUGUUGGAAUGGUUGAAAAAUCUUGUGAGUGUGAAGAUUGUAAAUGUAGAAAGCCUAUUGUAGUUGAUAAUAGAGAAACACUUUGUAUUGAAAAAACAACAAAUAGAGAAAUGGCAAGAUUAUUUGAAAUAGAUAUUGGUUGUAAAAAGAGUGAAGUCCAAUUAGACAAUAUUGUGUCUAAGGCUAUUGAAGCAGCCAUUAGAGAUGAUAAUAAGUUAGGAGAACAAAUAUUUAAUUUCUUUGUUAAUAUGUCUCAUUACAUGUUUAGAGCAUCUGUUGAUGAAAUCUCAUUUUAUGAUGGGUUAUUUAAUAAUUCUGAAAUUCGAGUUAUUAAAACUAAUGAAAGAUAUCUUUCUAAAGAAUUAAUUACAAAAGAACAGCUACAAUUAAAUAAUAUUGAUGAAGUUGAAGAUGAAUUUUUUAUUUCUGAACAAAACAUUCUCUCAUAUGAUGGAAUAAAUAGACUAUAUAGAGUUGUGGAUGAGGCAAAUAUAUUUAGAGGAUCAGAAAGUUUCUCAGUUGAAUAUGCCAUUCGUUCUAUUAAAGUCCAUAAGUAUUCUGAUGGAAUUCUUCUUUUAUCUUCAAUGAAUAAUGUUGACUUGUUAGUUUUUGAUGAAGAAAAAUUAAUUUCUAUUGUUAAUGAAUCAGAAGAUACAAUCAUCCAUAAAAUUCAAUGGCUUGGAACUACAAAUGAGUUUGCUGUUUUUACUGAUAAAUUUGUUAGAAUUGGUAAAUAUGAGAAUGGAACAAUUAUCACCGAAGAAUAUUCUAUUGAUUCUAUUAUUUAUAGUGGAGUUAUAUUGGCAUAUACUGACAAGCAAUAUGUAUUAAUUGUUUCUAAUCAAAAUGGAGAAUUAUUUGUUCAUAUUGUUGAUAGACCAUUAGUACCAGGAAGGUUUAAAAUAUUAAACAAGCAUAUCAAUCUUAAUAUGACUAAAAGAGAAACUAUUAUAUCUAUGGAUUAUUUAGUAGAUAUUGAUGCAAUUGCAUUAAGUACAACAAAACAUUGCAUCAUCAGUAAAUUUGAUUCUUGUAAUUAUUCUCUUUCUCAAUACUUUAUUAUCUCACAUUUCUCACCUACUUGCUGGGUUAAAUUGCCUAAUAAACGUUCAUUCUAUAUGACUUACUCACAGAAAAGUUAUGACCUUCGAUACGUUACAUUCAAAAAAGAGCAUAUUGAGUUGGACGAUAUUUUACAUAGACCUAUUGGUGGUAUCGCACUUGAGCCCAGGGUUGGAUCAAUUUCAAUUGCAGUAUUUAAUGAAGGAGCUCGUUCUAUUGACUAUAUCUCUGAAACUACUACUGAGGUUACUAGUGUCAAAGGAACUGAUUGUGACAUUACUAAAUUAGCAUUUGUUCAAAGUAAAUACGAGACUGAUAACACUUUCAAUAUUGUUAAUGGAAAGAAAAUAUAUUAUAACCGCUUGAUUAUCACUAAUUUGAAUAAAGAUAUGGUUAUUAAAGUUAUCAGAUUACAUUUCAAAGCUGAUACUAUUCCAAUCAAAAUAUUGGUUAAAGGAAGAGAAGUUACUUUACAUAAUAGAGGAAAUAUUCUUACAAUUCCAUUGAUGAACAAAGAAGUUGUAGUUACUGAUCCUAAAAUUGAUCUUACAUUACUUGAUUGUAUAGUUGCUGAACAUCUUUCAUAUCCUUCAAAAGUUGAAGCAUUUGGUAUUUCCAAAAACGUUAUUGGAUUCAAUGAAUUAAGAAUGAAAGCAGGAUUAAGAGAAGAGGGAGAACAACUUCCACUGAUUAUGCCAAUCCAUCAUAUUUGUAAUACUACAUUAAUGUUACUUCUUAGAUAUUUUGAAUUAAAUAUGAAUAAACAAACACAGAAAUUUAUUAAUGAUGUCAAUGAAACAAUGAUAGAAAAAAUAUUUGAUCCUGUUAAUGCUUUUGUACAUGACUCUUUAAUGCAAAUAUUGAGAUACUUAUCUCCUUCAAUUGCAGAAUUAAAACAAAAUAUUAUUUCAUUAUUAAUUAAAGAAUUAAAGAGUAUUACUCCACGACACGCAUAUAGAUUACUUUCAGUGUUUUUAUUAAAAGCAGUAAGUAUUAUGAAUGAACAGCCAAGUGCAUUUAAAACAGAAGAUGCACAAAAUGCAAUGAUUAAUUUUAUAGAAAAAAUUCUUCUUCAUAUUCAAAGUGCAUCAGAAAAUAGAGGUAGUAUGGUUUAUCAAUGUUGUAAAUUAUUUGUUCAUUUGUUAGAAAUUCGAGACUGUAAUACAGUUAUGUCUAAUGUAUUAAUUAAUUAUCUUAGUGAUGAACGAUAUGGAAUUGUUGCUUUAGACGCAUUGUGUAAUGAAAUAAUUAAACCCAUAGAAUUUAAUCAAUUUAAAGAAAAAAUGUCCUUAAAAUUAAAACCAUUAUCAGAAGUUAAUCGUAAAAUCAUUUUAUCAAUUAUUUCACAACAAGCUCCAACUGAUCCUCAAGUAUUUUUACGUAUUUGUCAAUUAAUUUAUGUUUGUUUAACUACUCAACCUAUUGAUAAUCCAAAUUCUGAUUUAUUAAAUAACUUGGUACAUUAUCUUAUUAAACAAAUGAAAAUGUUUAAUACCAAUCCACUUAUUGCUUUUCAUUCCUUUGAAUUAAUUAGAGCUCUUAUUAAAUCAUUUAAUGGUAAAACAUAUGAUUCAUUUGUGGACUCACUAAGGAGUUUUGGAGAGCCUAAUUUCUUUAAAGGUAAUUUAUUAAUACCAAGUGUUUCUUUAAGUCAAAUUAUUUGUCAACAAAUGGACUGUAAGAGUAUUGAAGAUAUUCUUCAUGAUAUGAUUGGUAAAGAGAUUAGUUUAGUACCAAAGAAUGAAAUUACUAUUAUGUAUAAAGGUAAGCACCAUGCCAUUCCAUUGUAUAAAACAAAAGAAAUGAAAGCAGUUGAUUUAACUAUUGAUAUUCUUCAAACUCUAUUUUAUUUACAAGUAAGUUAUAGAACAAAUAAGAUGCCAUUAUUAAAUGGAGAUAAAUGGAAAGGAGUUUUAGAAGCAAUUAUUCAGCUAGAAACACAAGGAAAUAUUCCACGAGGUGUCGUUUCAAAGCAAUUACUGUAUGAGUUAUCAGGAAGUUCAUAUUUAUACCAUCAAGCUACUGACAAGAAAAAAUAUGAAAGAGUGACUAAAUUACUUGAAGGAAAAGAGAGAAAAGAAAUUACUGAAUUCCUUGUUAAAACAGCAAAAAUAUCAAGAAAAAGACCAUCCCAUUGGCAGAAAUUUGCUUUAGAAAAUAAGGAUGUUAUUCAAUUGUUAUUGAAAUGGAUUAAAUCAGAAGUAAAUGAAAUUGUAUUACCUGCUGUCCAAAUGACUCAAUCACUUAUUGUUGAUGAAGUUAAAGCAAAAGACAGUAUCUCAGAGACUGAGUUAUUUGAAAUAGAACUUAUUAACAAAGAAUUAAAACAAAUGAGUGAUUUAAGAAAGAAGGUAUCAGACGAAAUCAUUAAUACAAAAGGUAUUGGAGAUAUCAUCAGAAUGACCGCUUAUGACAAGUGUCAAGAGGUAAGAGAAUUACUUGAAAAAAUGUUUAAAAUAAUUUAUCGUGAUUCAUACGAAACUACUCAAAAGAAACUUUGGGGAUAUUUCUGUGGAGUUUUAGAACACCCUCAAGCUGAUGUAUUAAAUGAAGAGUUUAUCUCAACAAUGAAAACAUUUUCUUUCAUCACUGAGACUCAUGAAAGAAAGGUAACAGUCCCUCUCGUGUUAUAG
Molecule: messenger RNA, 8649 nt
Organism: Entamoeba dispar SAW760
Lineage: Eukaryota; Evosea; Mastigamoebida; Endamoebidae
Exons: 2
Coding region: 1-8649 (2882 amino acids)
Source: RefSeq, a predicted model, not a curated record